UAUUUCUCACAACAAUAAAAAUAAAAAUAAAAAUAAAAAUCACACCUUCCGUCCUUCCUUACCAGUCUCUUUUCUCUCUCCUUCCUCCUGUAAAUUUUGAAAAACAUAAACCUUCUUCUAAUCUUCUCCACUCCUACUACUCCAUCAAAACCUCUCUUUUUUCUACCUAGGGUUUCACUCAAUCAUUCAAUCAAUCGAUCGAUUUUUAUCAGUUUCUCUCUCCUCGGAUAUCAUUAAUGGCGGACGAUUCAAUCUCUCAGCCAUCUUCUUCAUCGUCAAUGGCGGCGGCAGCUGCUUCGCUCGGACAUUCAGUCAUCCCGAUAGUAAACAAGCUACAAGAUAUAACGGCGCAAUUAGGAAGUACUCCUGGUUUCGACUUGCCGCAAGUCGCCGUUGUCGGAAGCCAAAGUAGCGGUAAAUCGAGCGUUCUUGAAGCGCUUGUUGGACGCGAUUUCUUGCCGCGAGGGUGCGAUAUCUGUACGCGUCGUCCGCUUGUGCUUCAGUUGUUGCAGACGAAGAACAGUGAUGAGGAGUGGGGAGAGUUCUUGCAUCUUCCUGGAAAGAGAUUCUUUGAUUUCAAUGAUAUUCGGAGGGAGAUUCAGGCAGAAACUGAUAAAGAGGCUGGAGAAAACAAAGGAGUUUCUGACAAGCAGAUCCGUCUUAAAAUAUUUUCACCUAAUGUUCUCGAUAUUACUUUAGUUGACCUUCCGGGUAUAACAAAAGUUCCAGUUGGUGAUCAGCCAUCUGAUAUCGAAGGACGAAUAAGAACCAUGAUAAUGUCCUACAUCAAAAUUUCGAGCUGCUUAAUAUUAGCAGUUACCCCUGCAAACUCUGAUCUAGCAAAUUCAGAUGCCCUGCAGAUGGCUGGAAUUGCAGAUCCUGAUGGAUACCGAACAAUUGGUGUAAUUACAAAGCUCGACAUUAUGGACAGGGGAACAGAUGCUCGCAAUUUUUUGCUGGGAAAAGUUAUACCACUACGUCUUGGUUAUGUGGGUGUUGUGAAUCGUAGUCAAGAGGACAUAUUGAAUAACAGGAGCAUAAAAGACGCACUUGUGGCCGAGGAGAAGUUCUUCCUUAGCCGUCCAGUGUACAGUGAUAUUGCGGAUCGAUGUGGCGUUCCACAGCUGGCUAAAAAAUUAAACCAGAUCCUAGUACGACACAUCAAAGCAGUUCUUCCUAAUCUAAAAGCGCGAAUCAGCGCACAGCUUGUUUCUGUUGCUAAGGAGCAUGCAAGCUACGGAGAAGCCAUUGAAUCUAAGGCUGGUCAGGGUGCUGUCAUCUUAAACAUACUAUCUAAGUACUCCGAAGCUUUUUCUUCUAUGAUAGAAGGGAAGAACGAAGAGAUGUCAACAUCUGAAUUAUCUGGUGGUGCAAGAAUUCAUUACAUAUUCCAAUCGAUAUUUGUAAAGUGCUUAGAGGAGGUUGAUCCAUGUGAGGAUUUAAGUGACGAGGAUAUCCGCACAGCUAUUCAGAAUGCAACUGGUCCCAAGUCUGCAUUAUUCGUUCCUGAUGUACCAUUUGAAGUUCUUAUCAGAAAGCAAAUUGAACGUCUAUUAUCACCAAGUAUCCAAUGUGCACAGUUUAUAUAUGAUGAGCUGAUUAAGAUGAGCCAUCGAUGUCUAGUUGGUGAACUGCAGCGCUUUCCUAUACUUAGAAAGCGAAUGGAAGAAGUUGUUAAUAGCUUUUUGAGAGAGGGCCUCUCGCCUGCCGAAUCAAUGAUUAGUCAUCUUAUUGAUAUGGAGAUGGAUUACAUAAACACUUCACACCCUAAUUUUCUUGGUGGAGCCAAAGCUGUAGAGGUUGCUUCUCAACACGUCAAGUCCGCAAGAUCUUCUGUAUCUAUCACAAAGCCAAAGGAUGGUGGGGAUUCAGACAAAGCACCUGCAUCUGAAAGGACCAUCAAAACUCGAGCUAUUCUUCCUAGAAAUGCAAAUGGAGUUGUUGCGGAACAGAGCAAUCGAUCUGCAGCAGAUGGUGAAAAAGCUGCUCAUUCUGGAGCAGCAAAUAACUCAAGUUGGGGGAUUUCAUCAAUUUUUGGUGUUAGUGACAAUCGCACUUCUUCUAAAGAAACUUCUCACAACAAGUCUUUCUCCGAGCCUGCUCAUACCUUGGACCAUGCCUUUUCGAUGAUACUUUUGAAGGAACCACCAACAAUACUUAGGCCAGCAGAGACUCAUACAGAAAGUGAGGCAAUUGAAAUUACUGUCACCAAAUUGUUGUUGAAGUCAUACUAUGACAUUGUCAGAAAGAAUGUGGAAGACUCUGUGCCUAAGGCAAUCAUGCACUUCCUGGUGAGAUUUGGUUUUGUAAACCAUACAAAACGAGAGCUGCACAAUGUAUUUAUCAAGAAGCUCUACAGGGAAAAUCUAUUUGAGGAGAUGUUGCAAGAACCUGAUGAAGUGGCAACGAAAAGGAAGCAAACUCGAGAUAAACUACGCAUUCUCAACCAAGCUUUCCGGGUACUUGAUGAGUUGCCACUAGAGGCGGAUACAGUUGAGAAGGGAUACAGUUUGGGGACUGAUGCUACUGGUUUGCCUAAGAUUAACGGGCUCCUAUCACCCGGGUACUCAACAAGCAGUCAUUCAAGUGAUUCCUAUUCGGCCUCCCCAAAAAACCACAAGUCUAGGAAGUCAUCCCAUUCAGGUGAACUUCAAUCACCAUUUUAUGGUAAUGCAGAUUCUAAUGGAAAUGGUCGUGGCUCGCUACCUGGUCUUUAUCCAACUAUUCAUAUAUGAUUAUACCAUCGAUUGGUCUGCUCAGUCAUGAAAUUUCAUUAAUUUGGAUUGGUCCGCCUGGUAUUUUUGAAUCUCUAUUCUCUGGUGAAAACAAAAUCCAUAAGAAUCCUUUAACUGUUUGUCAAGAUUCAUUACUACCCGAAGUUGCCUCCUGCAUUUCCUGUUUGCAGUCAGUGAUAUUUUCAGUUGCAAAAGAGUUAGAGGUGAUAAAAAGAAUACUGCAGAUUUUGUAUCAUAAUUUUUUCAUCAGUCUUAAUUUUCUACUCUUGGCCAAUCUAUCAGUCAAACUGGUUCUUUAUGCUUGUAUCUUUCCUUACUAUAUACUUCUAGUUAUAGUGCAUAUGAGAGCCUAAUAGGUAUUGUAGGGAGAUGUAUCGUCUCCGUUCAGUUUUGCCGUAUACAAAUAAUUUUGUGUUGCUUCCCAUUGAAAGAAAUUGAUGGGGAAAGUGACUUAUUUGAUGGGAAUGUAUAUUCUGAAGUCCUUUAAUUGAGCAUAUAAUCUUGUUUUCAAA
Beta vulgaris subsp. vulgaris (sugar beet) is the source of this 3247-nucleotide messenger RNA. RefSeq names its product dynamin-related protein 3A. The record is from RefSeq and is a predicted model, not a curated record. Bases 237 to 2735 code for a protein of 832 amino acids. The transcript is spliced from 20 exons. Lineage: Eukaryota; Viridiplantae; Streptophyta; Magnoliopsida; Caryophyllales; Amaranthaceae. Gene Ontology annotation, cellular component: membrane; cytoplasm; microtubule. Gene Ontology annotation, molecular function: GTP binding; microtubule binding; GTPase activity.